Molecule: messenger RNA, 3757 nt
Organism: Chara braunii
Lineage: Eukaryota; Viridiplantae; Streptophyta; Charophyceae; Charales; Characeae
Source: the annotation of a GenBank genome assembly
CGAUGAGGGAGAGGAAAAGAAGAAUGGAGGCAGCGAGCCAGGCGGCGAAAGAAUUGGAGGAGGUGAAAAAGCAAAGAGAGCAGAUGGCGACGCAGGUGGACCUAUUGGGGAAGAUGGAGAUAAUGGCGAGGAACAUUGCCUUACGCUCUAUACGGCUGGGGCUCCGGGACUUCGCUACAGAAUUGGCGACGCAGGUGGGCUCAGAGGGCCGUCCGGCAGAUGCUGAGGAUCCGCAGGAUCUUGCAUUGGGUGAUGGAGCUGGUGCAUCGGGGGAGCCCGGUAAGUCGUCGGCAUGGGGAGACGGUGGGCUUGACACAGGUUCAACGGGGGGACAAGGCAGUGGUGUCGGUUAUGAUUCAACAUCUGUUCAACGGCGGGAGAGGGCAGCUUUUGUUGCCUGUACAACCGCUCCGGAUUCCAGGGGGCCUGACCUCCCGUCGGAGAUUGCUGAACACUUGCGGAGUCCCGUUCUGGCUGCCGCUCGCCCUCCACGACCUCCAUCGGGUGUGCAGCAGUCGUCCAUGACGAGUUACGUGGUGGAUGAGCUGCAGAAGGAGUUCGACCAGGGGGUUGAUUCGUUCUUCUUUGAGAACGCCAUCGCCUUCAAUGCCGCGCGCUCAGACUCGUACAAGAACUUGGAAAGGAUCAUGAACCUGGCAACGAGGUCGAGGAAGUUGCGAAUGCCAGGGUACAACUACUUGAGGACGAAGGCCCUGCCCGCGGAGUACAAAGUGGUGGACAAUGAUUUGGACAAGAUCCGAGAGCCGUGGGAUGUCACAGGCCUCACCUUGAUGACGGAUGGCACAACAACGACCAGCAACAGGCCGGUCAUGAACUUCAUUGCAGCCGGCGAUUCGGGGGCGGUCAUGGUGAGGAGUGUGGACAUGGAGGGGAAGGAUAAGUCGGCUCCGACUUUGGCGAGGAUGUGUGUGGAGGUCAUAAGGGAGUUGGGGGUGCAUAGGGUCAACGCCAUCUGCACCGACUCAGCACAGGUCAACAUUUCUGCCAGGAAGAUUUUGGCUGAGCACGAGGACCCUGCCAUUAGAAGCAUUCCAUGGGUGUCGUGCGCAUGCCAUGUGUGCAACUUGCUCAUGUCUGAUAUUGCUUCGGUGUCAUGGGUUGCGGAGGCGAUUCUGCAGGGCAGGGAGAUCACAACCUUCAUCAAGAGACAUCAGCGGGCGUUGGCGAUGUUUCGGAAAAGUGGGAGGGAGUACAGGACACGGAUGAACAUCAAAGAAGGGARGCYGUUGGAGMUGAUCCAGCCGGGGGARACUAGAUUUGGCACRAACUUCCUCAUGCUGCAGCGUYUUCGGGAGUGUGAGGGCGUGUURCUGUUGACYGUUUCCAACCCGUGGUGGGAUGACUCUCCAUGGGACAGGACAGCAGCGACACGGGCGCGRUCGUGCAAGGAGCUCAUACGAGACCCUGGUUGGUGGUUGGCUGUGGACAGGGCAUGCACCUUGCUUGAGCCCGUUUACGCCUUGAUGAAGAACAUGGACAAAGAUGGGAGGAUGGGUAUGCAGGUGUGGUCGUUGGGCAUCACGUUGGAGAAGAGAAUGGCCGUGCUACCCAUGGAUCACGAGACAAGGCAAUUCGUGAUGGCGAAGGUCAAAGACCGUGUGCGGAUGAUGGCUCUACCUGUGCAUGCAGUGGCUUGGAUGUUGCACCCGCUCCACCGAUCACCUCGACUCUUCGACGACAUGGAUUCCGAGGAGAUUGCGAACACUUUGACACACUUUGCUUCGGUUCACCUGAAGAAUUCAAAGGAGUACAAAGAGUGUUGGAACUCCCUUAAGAGUUUCCAUCACAUGGAUCCUGAGUGGAUUGGGAAGAACUUUGAGGAGGCUUUGACGGGCGGUCACAUGUCUAUGGCGCACUGGUGGUUGACUUAUGGGAAGAGGCACCCAACCUUGAUGAAGAUCGUUGUCAAAGUGCUUAGCAUGUGGACCACAGCCUCUCCCUGUGAGAGGAAUUGGUCCACGUUCGAUCUCGUUCACUCGAAGAGGAGGAAUCUGUUGAGCCCGAAGAACCUGGAGAUGCUCGUCUUCAUCCACUGGAACAAGAAGUUGCUGCGCAUGUCGAAGGCCAAGAUGGGAUUCGUGAACACCGAGCAGCUAGAGUGGAAGACACCCGAGGACGACGCUCCUUUCGACGGUUUCAUGCGAGACGGGGAGUACGACCCCGCAGAGGUGAAGAGGAGGGCUGCCAACUGGUCGAAAUCUCGAGGGCGCAGAUCGAAGAGCACCAGAUUCGACGUGCGGGAGAUUCAGGAGGAGAGGGUGGAUGACGGGGCGUGGCUCCUUGAUGUUUCCUACCGCCCUCGCCGUCUCGCGGUUGACGACCGCGGGAAGACCGCUGCUGCUGUUGAUGAGGAGGAGGACGACAGAGACGACAGCGAUGGUGAUGAUGAGUUACUCGAAGUGCGGCUCACAGACAAUCGGCUUAGCAGGCGGCGGGUCAUGUUCCGCGACAAAUCUGCGCGGCCGGUGGUGUGGCUUCAGUUCAAGGAACCAGCACAGUCUUGGGCGCGCAACACACUCCUCAACGGCGAGCUGCGGUCGAGGAACUACGCACAGGCUGCGGGGCGACAUGCAGAGGAUCGGCGGAUGUUGACGAGGACAGUGCUGCUGCGGGGGAUGUUGGAGACUUUGGUGUGUUUGUGGACGUUCUGGUUCCCGGUGCUGCUGAACACGAGGAUGGAGACAGGUGCGGACAAGGACGACCCGGUCCUUGGAGCAGCAGAGGACACCCAUUGCACCGGCGGCGAUGUGUUCUCCACUCCGGACCCAGGGUUGCCGCUCGCUGACAGAUUCGCCUCCUUGUUGCAACACGUGGCCCCCAUUGCUGCGAGAGGCUCCAAGACAGACUUCCAGAAACACCUGGCUGCGAUGUCCCCCAUGAGGAGCGAUUCCGAGGGACAAACUCCUGAUUGGGCCAGAUUCACUGGACCGACCACUCCCACUCUGCAGUUGAGCGAGGACACUCCCACACAGGCCGGGGACGGAUCACAAGGCAUGGUGUACAAGAGGAGGACCCGAGCUGCUGGACUUGACCACCCACAAGAUGCAGCUGCACAAAGUGAGCCAGACUCGCCGCCCGAAAUCAACGCGAGCUUGGUGCGCCAAGUGAAGAGUUUGGCGGGCAGGAAGAAAGGAGGGAAGAACAAGCCGAAGGAGACAGCGGAACCGUCGAGACAACGUGGACGAGGCAAGGGACGCAGGACAGUCACACCGCCGGCGACCUUGCAAGAGAACCGUGCUGUUGUUCGGCAGGCAAAGAACAGGAAGGCACAAAAAGUUCUAAAGAAAGCCACCACAAAGAGGAGGAAGUGUGUGCAAGAGGACGAUGAAUCCGCAAGCAGCAGCGCUUCGUCUUCCGCAGAGGAAGUGGAAGCGCAGCCGAGGUCAUCGACCGACGUGUCGUCAUCGAGUGACGCAUCGUCCUCCUCUGACACGUCGUCGAGUGACGCGGAGGAGACAGGCACGAGUAGCAGCAGCGAAUGAGAGAGAGAGAGAGAGAGAGAGAGAGAGAGAGGGAGUGAAACAUUCUUCUUCUUCUUCUUCUUCUUCUUCUUCUUCUUCUUCUUCUACUGCUCCCUCCUCUUCCACUUCUUCAUCAUCUGCUUCUUCCUUCUCGUCUCUUUCAUCCAUGUCCGGGGUGGACUGUGUUUUCUAUGACUUCAUGGACGUCGGGACAGUGAGACUAUAAUGGAGCCUGAAUCCUCUGCAAGGAGCCUGGUUUGAUGUUGCAAAAUGCU